CAAAGUUUGACUUUAUGCAUGCCUUUAUGGCCAUUCUCUUGAAGGAAAUGAGGGGUGCCAGUACUUUUGGACUUGACUAGCUACCAAACGGCGGCCCCUACUGACUACCAGCAUGUUUAAUAAGAAGAUUAAGACCAUGGCGGCCACCACAAGCUAAACAUCUUGGAGCUUUACAACUUCUUAACUCUUAACAGUCGCCAUGUCUUCAGUUAUGAGGGGAAAAAAGAUUUUUUAGCCGAACUAAAGCUCGCUGAAGAUGUUCUGACUCGCUACGUAUCCGCAUUACUGCUUAACGCUAGCUACCUGGCUAAUAGGUGACUCGCUAGCUUGAUGUUACGUAUGCGUUUAUUUAUUUAAUACACAAUGACAUUAUUCCUGAAUUAAAACGUCGAGAUAUAACAUUAUCUCACAUUUAUAAAUUUCGGGUGCUAAAUGUUUUUGUUAUGCGGAUCAACGCAAUAUUUAUGUGAAAAUUAGUUGUGGAAUCUGGACUAGGUGCUAUGCUGUUAGCCACCUAGCUACCCAGCUAACAACACCCUUCGCUUCCGUGGCGCCAUCAAACCGGAAGUUUGAAAAACCACAGAUUCAGGGUGAAGUUUUGUAUGAGGACACAUUUAUUUAACGUUUAUGGAAGGAGUCUCCAGUGUCAGUGCUUUCUCAGUAACACAGCAUGGCGACGGUGUCCAUCAGAGGUGUGUAUUUCAUUCUCACACUCUUCCUGAGCAGUUUUUUUGGCAGUGUGUUCAUGUUGGGUCCGGUGCUGCCCGUCAUGCUGCUGUCUCCGGCCUGGUACCGCUGGCUUACGGACCGCAUCGUGGCCACCUGGUUCACCCUGCCCGUGGCUCUGUUGGAGCUCGUGUUCGGGGUGAAGGUGAUCAUCACGGGUGACGGGUUUGUUCCCGGCGAGCGCAGCGUGAUCAUCAUGAACCACCGCACACGUCUGGACUGGAUGUUCCUCUGGUGCUGCCUGCUGAGGCACAGCUACCUCCGGCUGGAGAAGAUCUGCCUCAAAGCAGCUCUCAAAGCCGUGCCUGGUUUCGGCUGGGCAAUGCAGGUGGCUUCAUUCAUCUUCAUCCAUCGCAAGUGGGAGGAGGAUCAGAAUCACUUGACCAAUAUGCUGGAGUACUUCUGUGAUAUCAGGCAACCGCUGCAGCUACUGCUUUUUCCUGAGGGCACUGACCUCACUGAUAACACUCGUGCCAGAAGUGAUGAGUACGCGGAGAAGAACGGCCUGCCGAAGUACAAGUACGUUCUGCACCCACGCACCACCGGCUUCACCUUCAUCGUGGAACAACUCCGCAAAGGGGACAAUCUGGACGCGCUGCACGACAUCACCGUAGCAUACCCGCACAGCACCCCUCAGACAGAGCGCCACCUGCUGGCUGGCACCUUCCCACACCAGAUCCACUUCCACGUGCACCGCUACCCAGUGUCCUCUCUGCCGGAGGAGACCGCCGCCCUCCAGGCCUGGUGCCACGAGCGCUGGGCAGAGAAAGAGGAGCGCCUGCGCUCGUUUUACAGCUCUCAGCGCUUCGACGAAGCCGAAGCCCGCAUACCGCCCUGCAAGAGCGAGCUGAGGGUGGCGCUGAUCAAAGCCGCGUCGCUGUGCUACUGGAACGCCUUCAUCGCCUUUUCCUUUCUCGGCCUCUGGCUCUGGACGCCGUUGCGCGUCUACUUCCUGGUGGUGCUGAUCUUCUUCCUGGUUCAGCAAAAGGUGAUGGGCGGGGUCGAGCUGAUUGAGCUGGCGUGUCAUCAACGCCUGAAAAGAACAAGUGAUGGGCCAGGAAGAAAGAAAGACUGAGAGGUCUGUCUGGUCUCUCCCUCUCUCUCUCUCUCUCUCUCUGACUGAGCAGGAAGUGGAGCCCCUUCUGGACCCAAGUGUGUACUGCACAGCUAGGAAGGGAGGAAGGGGUAAAGGAGGAGCGUGCUUGACUCUUAGCUGCCUGAAACAGGAUGAACUUAAUCUUCAGUGCUGGAAAUGUGUCAUUUUACAAUUUUCACUGUGUAUGAGGAACUGUGUGUGUGUGUGUGUGUGUGUGUGUGUGUGUGUGUGUGUAAGCACACAUUUUUAUCCAGUUGAGUUCCACCCACAUUUUCUCAUGUAUCAAUAUUUAAUUUUAUGUGUUCACAUAUUUAUCUAUAUUUUGCCUCUUGUUAAAGGUUGUGGUUCUUGCAUUUUUUUUCCUGUUUGAAACAUAAUUUUAGUAAUGAUUUCUUAUUUUUCUCUUUUAUUUAUUAGUUUUAUAAUUAUGGACUCAUAGCACAUAGCUGGCGCUGAUACUCACCUGUGUCUCCUGAUGUAGCCAGCCAAAUCAAGGGGGGAAAAAGGCACUUAUAGUCGUCAGAUGUAUGUAUAUGUUUUAAAAGCCGUUCAGAAAAGAACUGAAAGCGAAUGUAAUGAUGCUCAUCUCUGGCUGCGUCCCAAACGUCGAGAUUAAACAGUGGAAGGUGCACGGCUUUAAAUGCUUUUCGCACGAGGAAAACCAAAAGCUGGAUUUUGGAGAAGAAACAGAUUGAGAUUGAUGAGUUCGUUCUCAAGCAUUUCCUCAGAUACGAGUUCAGAAGUUUUCUGUGACUAACAGCACACAAGACAGCUUUACAAAUUUACAAAUAUAUACAAAUCGCCUUAAACAUUGUAGAAGAUGGUUGCUAUAGGAUAUCUAUAUAUAUAAAGUCCAGUUUUUACUAUUAUGCUUUGGAAAUAUUUGGCCUAACACACAGCCUUGUAUUUGCAUGUUGCUGCAGUGUGGACUGGUUUGUAAUUUUCUAAACGUCUAUAAUUCAGGGAAAAAAGGCUCCGUCCCAAAUGCCUCCCCCAUUUUGUGUGUAUGCACGACGUAGGGUUUUGAAGUAAGCUUUCGCACCCUGUAUGUCCAAUAAGGAAUUGGGAUUCAGCACCUUAGUCCUUAUCAGUGCAUUAAGAAUGUAUGGCACAUUGGCUCUUAGACCCUAAGUAGUGCACUAAAAUGUCCAGUAGAGAACUUCAGGAAUGAAUUCGUGCUCUUUACUCCUUAUAUUGGACAUUAACCAAUCAGGAGUCCACUACAUGGGGUUUAAAGUAAUAGCAUUUACACUCUGUGUAUCUAGAACUAAUCUAAGUGUACUACAUAGGCUAUAGAAUAUUGCUUACUAUACUAUUUCAUUCUUUAUCACAUCUACACCCUAUACCCUACACCCUACAUAGUGCCCUUACUAAAGGGUUAAUAUGGGAGUAAGCCAAGCAUUUGGAGUGCACAAAAUACCUAAUAGGGGAACUUUCAUAUUUUUGUUCUCCCUCCAGCAAAUAUAUAAACAGUGGAUUGUACACCCUACCUAGUGCAUAUGAAGCCAUUUAGGACUGAGCCAUUUCGUAGUCCUACAUCAUUAAGGAAGAAAGGCUACUGCAUAGUGAACUAUAUGUUACGUAGGGUGCAAGUUCCCUGUAUAAGUGAUCUAGUUAUUGGUGUAUAAGGAUAUUUAGUGUCCUAGAAAACCGGCUCAGCUCCCUAGUACGAACUAAUGAUAUGAAUGUUAUUUGGUAUUGAACCGUGAUGUAUCGUGGCGUGUUUGGAGCGGGGCUAAUGUGAGUCACAUAUAAUGCAAUGCCUGGUCAUGGUGUAGUGUGUGUGAGGAAGGUUUCUGAUAGUCCGUUCCUAUCUGUUUUCUCCUCUCCUCUCCUCUUUGUCCGACGAACCAGAGAGGUUUAUAGGACGGUUUUACAGGGUAAAACACACACGCGCACACACACACCCAUCUAGAUUUCCCUGCUAUCCAUCAACAAACUAAUGUAAACCCUGAUUUUUCUCAGUGUACGUGACAAUCCAUUCAAACAGCUGUUUUUGUUGUGUGUGUGUGUGUGUGUGUGUGUGUGUGUGUGUGUGUGACAGUAACUCAAUGCUGAUCUUAUGUUAUCCUCAUCCAGGAAAACAAAGAGUGUAAUUCUUAAUGAUUAAGGUGGAGUGAUAAAGUUUACAUGUUUUCCCAGUGCAGCACAUUUAGAGCAAAAUCCAGCCACUGUGAUGAAGAAUGUUAUAUUCGUACACAUCACCAGAUAUUAUUUCUCAUUGCCUGCUUUGAUACACACUAGGGCCCGACUGAUACACACUUUACGGAGCUGAAAAUGCCAGUACUAUCCAUACGCCAAUAGGUUUGCUUUAAACGGGGAUGAACAGCAACAUAAAUAUAGAAAAUAUAGCUGCAAACAGCGAUCAUCGGGGUCCAAGCACUUGCUCCUUGAUUUGCAAAUAAUAGAGACAUUUUUAUGUAAAUUUCUAAUGAUUUGGUUGGGUGAGUUUCAAAGAGUAAGAUUUGCAUAUUAUGCAGAUUUGCUCAGAAUGUAGCUAUAUAUAGCUUAAAAUUAGUCCCUAGAUAUACAAAUGCAGCUUUAUUCAUAUUCAGGUUAUGAGUGGAAAAGAAUUUCGAGAACUCAGAGAUCAGGAGCAUAAAACCACAGGCUUCCAGUAGCAUGAAUGCUUACUAUACACUACUCUUACUAUAUUCUCAAAGAACUUUCAAAGGUUUUGCUCCAUCAACAAGAGAUUUAAAGUGUGGGUCCUAACGAUGCCACAGCCAUCCAGUAGAUUAUAACUACACCUUCUCUCACACACACGUGAGAACAGUCGCUCUUCUGAAUGCUGUAGCGUUCAGUCUACCUGCUGUUAGUGGUCAUUCAGAAUCGCAUCAUGUUUAUGAAUGUAGUUUGCCUAUAGAACAUUAUAGGUGCAUUAUAGGAUAUAAUAUCGGUCAGGUAAUACACACAUUUGUUCUCUUUUUGUUUUUUCUUCAUUUAUAUGUCAUGUUUUUGCUUGUGAGUCUCACGCUAUCCUCAGGUACACUAUAAUUUUCAGUCACUGUCAUUUUCUUCAUGCUGUUAAGACCAAUGCUGCAAUAAAUAUCUACCUUUUCA
Molecule: messenger RNA, 4885 nt
Organism: Pangasianodon hypophthalmus (striped catfish)
Lineage: Eukaryota; Metazoa; Chordata; Actinopteri; Siluriformes; Pangasiidae
Gene: lclat1
Product: lysocardiolipin acyltransferase 1
Exons: 7
Coding region: 671-1801 (376 amino acids)
Cellular component (GO): endomembrane system
Molecular function (GO): acyltransferase activity
Source: RefSeq, a predicted model, not a curated record